Messenger RNA from Phytophthora nicotianae INRA-310, 1724 nucleotides. RefSeq lists its product as hypothetical. Lineage: Eukaryota; Oomycota; Peronosporomycetes; Peronosporales; Peronosporaceae. Bases 1 to 1581 code for a protein of 526 amino acids. The transcript is spliced from 3 exons. The record is from RefSeq and is a predicted model, not a curated record.
AUGGGUGUGGAGCUUCCUGCCGACUUGGUGCGCGACUAUGACAUGCUGCAGCUCCUGGACGAGGACGACGAUGUCCCUUGCAGUCCCUCAGCCAAGCCAGUAUCCCCACUCUCGUAUCUAGAGCUUGAAAUACCUGCAGACUGCCCCAUGAGCGACGACACUAGCUCCUCCACGUCUUCACCCGCUCAGUCUCCGAAAUUAGGAGAAUUUCUACUUGAAGACGAGCUGUUUCUAAAGGACAUGGAGCAACAUGAUGAUGCAAUCAACCUGCCGGACCUGGACAUGAUGCUGCCUUUAAGUCCACGCGCAACCUCGUGGCUCGACGCACUGCCGGACCCUCCGUCCCCGUCAUGUAAUACGGACGAGGAGCUGGAGAGCCCGUUGGCUGUACAGCAGUUGACUCCAAUACCAGUAUCUCCACUGAGUCUGAUACACGGUGAUUCGUCAUCAUCGGACGAGUCUGAUAAUACUGAAUCUCCUGAAGAUGGAGAAACUGAAUUAUUAAGGAGAGAAGUGAAAUAUUUGACGGCGCAGAAGGACUUUUUGGAAUUUAAAGAGAAGAAAGACAAACCACGACGCAAAGGUGUCAAGGACAGAAGAAAAGAACGGGAUAUUGCGAGCGAAUUGAAGAUGCUUCUCAAGAGCCAGGAGAACAAUCAACUGCUGAACGGACUCACCAUGCAGCAGAAAAUGUAUGCGGACAACUUCAAGGCUUUGUUGACUUUCGCACCAGUGAACGAUGUGCGGAUGUCAUUGAUGACGCCGUUGGAGUCGUAUAUUCGGCUUGGAAAAAACCCAAAUGAACGGAAGAAGACUAUCCUUUCGUUGCGGAAGGAGAAACUGGACAUGACGUACAAGUUCAUUGAGCACAAGACACAGGACAUGGACUGCACCCAGCCUCACGAGUUUUCGGAUGUGUUUGACAAAUUCGGCAAACACUACUCCGUGAAUUUCACUAUAUCCAGAUACGACGGAGUGAGCAUUUACCAUGUAGCGCGCGGUAUCUACAACCAGCUCACUGAAAAAGACGAAUUGUUAAAUGAUGCGAUAGGGAUUACUGCGUCGCGAGAGUCCAUUGGUACGCUCAAGUGCAACUUUAUGCACCAGCGCAUUAUCGCGAGACCGAACUCAGACAAGUCAGUCAAGACACCCGACUUGGAGUCGAAUGGCGUUUUUUACUGCCGGUUCGGAGAUAACUUGGCAGUGCUAGCGACUGACUAUGUUGACCGAGACGAAUUACAUCCAUACGAUGAGUUGAAUCGCAUUCGAAAGGAUACGUCAAGCGGCGUGGUGCUCACUGCCCACGAAGAUGCAGACGGCAAGAGAUAUGUGGUGAUGAAGCGAUAUACGAUGACUAAGCUCCACAUGUACCCGCACAAGGUCUCUCAGAAGCAGCAAGAUCGUUUUGUCCGCAACAUGGUCCAUUCCCACGACAAUAUGAAGAGACUUGUUGUAGACCGCGUACUGCAACGUAGUGAUACUGGGUGCUCGUGUACGGGCAAUACGACGAGUUGUUGCUGCGCUAGUGAUGAGGCCAGCAUUCCUUGUGGAGGCCACCGUACCGCACAAGUGUCUAUAUAAUUUAAUCAUGAAUUCAUAUUCUAAAACUGCAGCGCCACACAUGAAUAAUUUAAAACACCCUUUGUCUAGCUUACAAGACAUUUUGCUCCGAACGUUGGCGCAAGGCGCAUUACGAGCGAUAAUCUUUUUCAAUGGAAUGGAAA